AUGGAUCACGCGCCGCCGGGCUUCCGCUUCACGCCGACGCCGGAGGAGCUCAUCAACUUCUACCUCGAUCUCUGGGUCGCCGACCCGGGAAAGACGCCGGUCUUCGAGCGCCAGGGCAUCGUCUGCGUCGCGGACAUCUACGGCGAGGACCCGGCCGCCCUCACGUCGCGGCACCGGCGCUUCGGCCACGACGACGGCAACUGGUACUUCCUCUGCGUCACGCGCUGGAAGGGCGCCGUAGGCGGCCGGGCCAGCCGUACCGUCCGGGGCGGCGGCACAUGGCACGGGUACGGCAAGCGGGUCACCGUCGCCGGGGCCGGGCACCGGCAGGCCUUCGAGUACCUCGACGCGCGCGGACGCAAGACCACCUGCCUCAUGGAGGAGUUCGGGACCGUGCUGCCGGCGGCCACCGAGGGCGCCGGCGUCAGGGUGCUCUGCAGGGUGCACCAAACGACAAGGACGGCGGCGGAUGGCGAGGAGGUGGAGCGCGGGGAGUCUAGCAAGGCCGCCCGGUCUUCUAAGAGGCGGCGCCGCCGGGAGCACGACAUGCCCGCAGAUGCAAAGGAUGAGCUCACGUCAUUGGAGAUGUUUGCGAUGGAGGAGGAGAAGCCGGAGCCAUUGGAGCACAUCUUCACCAAGGACGAACCAGAGUCACGGGAGAUGCUUGCCAUGGAGGACGAAGCAGAGCCAUGGGAGUUGAUUACCAUGGAGGACGAACUAGAGCCACUGCAGAUGCUUACCAACAACGUGACAUCUCCACAGGAGAUGCUUACCAACAACCUGACAUGGCCGUUGGAGAUGCUAACCAACAGCCUGCCAUGGCCACUAGAGAUGCUCACCAACAAGUUGACAUGUCCAUUGGAGAUGCUUACUAACAACUUGGCAUCUCCAUUGGAGACCCUUACCAAGAACUUGCCAGAGCCAGUGGAGACCUUUGCCAAGAACGACUUGCCAUCUCCAUUGGAGAUCCUCACUAAGAACUUGCCAGAGCCGUUGGAGAACCUUACCAAAGAAGACGAGCCAGAGCCAUUGGAUGCAGAGGAACCCACCAGGAUGACGACGACGACCUUUGAUCAAGACUCCGGCGCAGCGAACAAAGAAGCUAUCCCUAACGCAGAGAUGGAGAUGCCGGCCGAUGCGGAGUGGAACUACCCGGAACUGUUCGAGCAGCGAGAGCCUCCGCCCAUGGAAGACAUCAUGAAGCCUCUGCCAGCACCGACGGUCCAAGAAUUUGAGCAAGGAGCCCCUCCGGCGGCGGUCCAAGAAUUCGGCGGCGCUGCUUGGGGUUGGGGAGGCCAUGGCCGGCGCUGCUUGGUGAGGCCUAUAUCGUUAGCUUGGAUACUACCUUGUUUUUGA
Messenger RNA from Triticum turgidum subsp. durum (durum wheat), 1356 nucleotides. Lineage: Eukaryota; Viridiplantae; Streptophyta; Magnoliopsida; Poales; Poaceae. The record is from the annotation of a GenBank genome assembly.